Molecule: messenger RNA, 8403 nt
Organism: Rhea pennata
Lineage: Eukaryota; Metazoa; Chordata; Aves; Rheiformes; Rheidae
Gene: ATP7A
Product: ATPase copper transporting alpha
Exons: 23
Coding region: 284-4774 (1496 amino acids)
Biological process (GO): monoatomic cation transport; copper ion homeostasis
Cellular component (GO): membrane
Molecular function (GO): ATP hydrolysis activity; ATP binding; P-type divalent copper transporter activity
Source: RefSeq, a predicted model, not a curated record
GAAGGCGCCCGGCGGGCCGGGGUGCGGGAUCUCGUUCCUCCUUGGUGCGCCUUAAACCGGCAGUUAACGCCUGGCGUGUCCGCACAGUGCCCUCCCAGCGCUGGCGGCGGUCGGAGAAGGAUUGAAGGAGUGUUGGGUGCGUGCGUCGCCCGGUCUCUUCCGAUGGCCUCGUCUCCGAACCGGAGCUGCUUAAUUUGUUCUUCUGAAACGUUUUGCUUGGUGUUCGGCCUUGUGACGGCUGCGCUGUUGCACAACAAUGUGAAGACUUGAGUAGAAUUUGACAAUGGAGGUAAAAUCCAUAGUCAUCGUCGUGGAGGGAAUGACAUGCAAUUCUUGCGUCCAAACCAUUGAACAACAUGUUGGGAAAAUCAAUGGCGUCCAUAACAUAAAAGUAUCUCUAGAGAAAAAGAAUGCAGUCAUCAUUUAUGACUCAAAACUACAAACUCCAGGGACUCUGCAGGAGGCAAUACACGACAUGGGAUUUGAUGCUGCGUUAGGUGAUUCAAAUCCACAACCUGUUUUACCUGACACUAUUUUUCUUACUAUUCCUACUCAAUCAACUCUAACAUCUAAACAGAUUCGUAGUAUACUACUGAAAAACAAAGGUAUUCUGGAUGUUAAAACGUCCUCUGACCAUAAAACUGCAGUAGUGACUUUCAUUUCCUCCAUUAUAAAUGGCAAGCAGAUUAUCCAAAUGGUCCCGGGAGUAGAUGUAUCUACUCCAGCACCAGAGGUAACUCCUGGAACUUGUGAAGAUGCCAGCUGGUCUCAAGCAAGCAGCGUUGUGCUACGCCUGAAAGUAGAGGGGAUGAGCUGUCAUUCCUGCACCAGCACCAUUGAAGGGAAGAUUGGCAAAUUGCAAGGAAUUCAGCGGAUUAAAGUGUCCCUGGACAAUCAGGAAGCUGUUGUUGUAUAUCAGCCUCAUCUCAUUACAGCAGAAGAAAUAAAACAUCAGAUUGAAGCUGCGGGUUUCAUGGCAUCUUUCAAAAAGCAGCCCAGACCUCUCAAGCUCAGUGCUAUUGACCUGGAGAGGUUGAAGAAUGUUCAGGCCAAAGGCUCUGAAACAAUACUGAAAGAGAACUCAAAGAAUGCGAAUGAUACAAAGACCAUUGUCUUCAGAAUUGAUGGCAUGCAUUGCAAUUCCUGUGUCCUCAAUAUUCAGAGUACUAUAUCAGCACUCCCAUCAGUAACAAGUGUAGUUGUUUCAUUAGAGAAUAAAUCUGCUAUUAUAAACUACAACCCAAACUUAAUUAGCAUAGAUGUACUGAGAAAAGCCAUAGAGGCAGUGUCUCCAGAGACAUUUAAAGUCAGCCUUCCUGAUGAAUAUGAAAAUGUAGCACUCUUCACCACACUGACACCUCCACAGAAAUCUGCUGUUGCUUUAAAGGAUGCUAGCCAGCCCCUUACUCAAGUUGUUGUGAUAAAUAUUGAAGGAAUGACUUGUGACUCUUGUGUACAGUCUAUUGAGGGAGUCAUAUCCCGAAAGGCAGGUGUAAAAUCAAUACAUGUCUCUCUUCCAAAUCAUAAUGGGACUAUAGAAUAUGACCCUCUACAAACAAGCCCAGAAGACUUGCGAUCCUCAAUAGAGGAUAUGGGAUUUGAUGCAUAUAUAUCAGCAAAGACAGAACUCCCUGUGGUAGUGACUCGGCCUUCACCCGAAGUGCAGCUGGAAUCUCACGGAACAGAGCCUCCCUCCAAAGUAUCGCUGCUCCAUGUUGCUAAACAUGAGAUGAAGACUAUUUCCAAGUGCUACAUCCAAGUCACAGGCAUGACAUGUGCUUCGUGUGUGGCAAACAUUGAGAGAAAUUUGAGAAGAGAAGACGGAAUACAUUCAAUACUUGUGGCCCUAAUGGCGGGAAAGGCAGAAGUGAGGUAUAAUCCUGCUAUCACACACCCAUCAGCUAUUGCAGAGCUUAUACGGGAACUGGGAUUUGGAGCUACAGUGAUGGAAAACUGUGAUGAAGGAGAUGGAAUUCUGGAACUCAUUGUGAGGGGAAUGACAUGUGCUUCUUGUGUGCAUAAAAUAGAAUCCACCCUCAUGAAGACUAACGGAGUGUUAUACUGCUCGGUAGCUCUUGCAACUAAUAAAGCACACAUUAAAUACGAUCCUGAGAUUAUAGGUCCUCGAGAUAUCAUACAAACAAUACAGGGUUUAGGUUUCACUACAUCUUUAGACAAAAAAGAUAGAUCUGCUAGUCAUAUAGACCACAAACAGGAAAUAAGACAGUGGAGAAGGUCAUUCCUUGUGAGUCUGAUUUUCUGUAUUCCUGUCAUGGGGCUGAUGAUUUACAUGAUGAUUAUGGACAGUCAGCUUGCAGAUGCUCACGCACAUCACAACAUGAGCGCUGAGGAAAUGGAGGACCUUCACUCUUCCAUGUUCCUGGAGCGCCAGCUCCUACCAGGAUUAUCUGUUAUGAAUUUUGUGUCAUUUUUACUCUGUGUCCCUGUACAGAUGUUUGGAGGCUGGCACUUCUAUAUUCAAGCGUACAAAGCGCUGAAGCACAAAACUGCAAACAUGGACGUGCUCAUUGUUUUGGCAACUUCCAUUGCGUUCCUCUACUCAUUCGUUAUUCUCCUGGUUGCAAUGGCUGAGAAAGCAAAAGUAAACCCUGUGACUUUCUUUGACACACCUCCCAUGCUAUUUGUCUUCAUCUCACUGGGCCGGUGGCUAGAGCAUGUUGCAAAGGGUAAAACAUCAGAGGCACUCGCAAGACUAAUUUCAUUACAAGCUACAGAAGCAACUAUUGUUACCUUGGGCCCUGAUAACAUUCUCUUAAGUGAAGAGCAAGUUGAUGUUGAACUGGUUCAGCGGGGUGAUAUUGUCAAGGUGAUUCCAGGAGGCAAGUUCCCAGUGGAUGGCCGUGUUAUUGAAGGGCACUCUAUGGUAGAUGAAUCCCUCAUCACAGGUGAAGCGAUGCCUGUGACUAAAAAACCUGGCAACACAGUUAUUGCAGGUUCUAUUAAUCAAAACGGGUCGCUGCUGAUUUCAGCGACCCAUGUUGGAGCUGAUACAACUCUAUCCCAGAUUGUCAAGCUUGUGGAGGAGGCCCAAACCUCAAAGGCUCCUAUUCAGCAAUUCGCAGACAAGCUUAGUGGCUAUUUUGUUCCUUUUAUCGUGGCUGUCUCUGUAGUUACCCUUUUUGCCUGGAUUAUAAUCGGAUUUGUGGAUUUUGAAAUAGUAGAAAAAUACUUUCUGGGUUACAAUAAGAGUAUUUCUGCAGCUGAAGCGAUAAUCCGCUUUGCUUUCCAAGCCUCUAUCACAGUCUUGUGUAUUGCGUGUCCCUGUUCUCUGGGAUUAGCAACCCCAACGGCUGUGAUGGUGGGUACUGGAGUAGGAGCUCAGAAUGGCAUCCUGAUCAAAGGAGGAGAGCCACUAGAGAUGGCUCACAAGGUAAAGGUGGUUGUAUUUGACAAAACUGGUACCAUUACUCAUGGGACACCAGAAGUGAUGCAGGUGAAGUUUCUAGGGGAGAGUAACGGAAUACCACGUAAUAAAAUGCUGGCAAUGGUGGGGACUGCUGAAAGUAAUAGCGAACACCCUCUCGGAGUAGCAAUAACGAAAUACUGCAAAAAGGAACUGGACUCAGAAACUCUUGGGACGUGUACAGAUUUUCAGGUAGUUCCAGGCUGUGGCAUUAGCUGCAAAGUCACCAAUAUUGAAGCAUUACUCUACCAGAAGAAUAAAAUGAUUGAAGAAAACAAUAUUAAAAAUGUGACACUUGUGAAAAUUGAGGAAAACACAGAGGAAUCAAUGCAGCCUGCUUUGAUUAUUGAUGCUGAACUACCAACUACUUCUCAGAAAUACUCUGUUCUCAUUGGAAACCGGGAAUGGAUGAAUAGAAAUGGCCUCGUUGUUAAAAGCGAAGUAGAUAAAGCCAUGAUUGAACAUGAACGGAGAGGUCGCACAGCAGUUCUGGCAGCUGUUGAUGGAGUGCUUUGUGGCUUGAUAGCUAUUGCUGACACUGUGAAACCUGAAGCUGAGCUGGCAGUCUACACUUUGAAGAGUAUGGGAUUAGAAGUUGUCCUAAUGACAGGUGACAACAGCAAAACAGCAAGAUCUAUUGCCUCUCAAGUUGGCAUCACCAAAGUGUUUGCGGAGGUUCUUCCAUCCCACAAAGUAGCCAAAGUGAAACAGUUACAAGACGAAGGAAAACGAGUGGCCAUGGUUGGAGAUGGUAUAAAUGACUCCCCAGCUCUUGCUAUGGCCAACGUGGGAAUUGCUAUCGGCACAGGCACUGAUGUAGCUAUUGAGGCAGCUGAUGUGGUUCUAAUUAGGGACGACUUGAUGGAUGUUGUGGCAAGUAUAGAUUUAUCAAGAAAGACUGUCAAAAGGAUUCGGAUCAACUUUGUCUUUGCUCUAAUUUAUAAUCUUAUUGGAGUUCCUGUAGCUGCUGGGGUCUUUCUGCCCAUUGGUUUGGUUUUGCAACCCUGGAUGGGAUCGGCAGCAAUGGCUGCCUCCUCCGUUUCUGUUGUGCUUUCUUCUCUGCUGUUGAAGAUGUAUCAGAAACCAAGUUCUGAGAAACUCGAGUUCCGGGCCCGUGGCCAAAUAAGACACAAGAGUCCAUCAGAAAUCAGUGUCCAUAUUGGAAUUGAUGAAACUGGGACAGGCUCUCCUAAACUGAGCUUAAUGGAUCGAAUCAUCAACUACAGCAGAGCCUCUAUAAAUUCUCUCUUUUCAGACAAGCGUUCAGUGAACAGCAUAGUUCUUAAUGAACCAGACAAGCAUUCGCUUUUGGUGGGAGAUUUUGGAGAAGAUGAUGACACAGCAUUGUGAGAGACUUGGGGCAAAAAGAAAGGGAAAGAAAGAAAGAGAAACUCAACAGCUGUCUAGAAGUCUGCACAGACACUGAUCAUUUCUGGAGGUCUGGAUUUACAGAUGGUUUUCCUACCUUUCUGGGGUGUAAUCUCUCAUCUACACAUAUAUUUCAUUUUUAAUGUUGACGAUCAGUUUGCAGUGACCUUCCAGUAUUUUUUUAAACUAGGCUUAACGAAAAAAAGAGCAAUGGCUGCUAAUGAUAGAAUCAUGCUUGCAAACAAAGCUGUGUUAUGCCAUGGAGCUUGUAGUAUUGCAUUUUUUGGUAAAAUAUCAAAAUACAACUAAGGAAAUUAAGGAACCAGAAAUUCAUUUCCCAGCUUUGUAACAGGCUUUUGCACAGUCAAGUUUAAUGCUGUGUUUAAAAUUUAUAUAUUAUUGUAUUGGUAAAAUAUUGAAAGUACAGUGUUUGCAGGUAGAUGUGCCUUACUUCAAAACUUCCAGGAUCACUGUUGUUUUUGUGCCCUUUUACCAGAAGUGGCUGCUCUUUUUCCUUCUGUAAACCUCUGGUUCCAGCUUUUCACACUCCUAGCUUCCAAAGCUCUCACCUGGGCUCUGGCCUUCUGCUAGGCAGAAAGGCCGAGAGGCUUUGGGUUUGCUUCCUAACAUCAUAUUCCCAUCCAGCUCUAGGCAUCCCUGCCCCCGUACACUCCUGCUACUGAGACUGUCUGGUUGAAGGUUGAAUGGGCAGGGAGGUCUGCUCUUUCCCAGCCUCUCCUAAGCCAAAAGCUCUUGCAGCAUCUGAGAAUUGUAAGAAUAUGAUAUGCUGUUAGCUGAAAUGUUUGGCUUUUUAAAAGGUAACAGUGUUUAAAGUAGUUAGCGCUGACUAUCGAAUCUAAAAGCACUCCUUAAAUGAAUUGAAACAGUUUGGAUUGGGGACACACAAGCUACAAUCUCUAUAGAAAUCUCUGCAGUUGAGUAUUUGCAGAUAUCUAACAUCAUCAAAGAAUCUGUUACAUCAGUGCUGUAUCUGAGAGAUAUCAGUUGCUUAUAAAGGUAAGUGUCUAUAUACCAGGAAUGGUCCAGAAUCCACUCCAUAGGUCUAAACCUCCUUAGUUUGGGAUGCUCAGAUCCAGGCUUUGUGAAUUAAGCCCAACUUUGUUACAGAGCUGAAUUCUCAAAACACGGGUUUUGAUCAUUAAAUUGUGAAUAUUAAAGAUAUUCUCAAUGAGAAAUAAAGUUGGUGUUCAUCACCCUGUAGCUACCUAUUUGUUACUUUGGAAACCUUGUUCUUUAAAUCCUUGGCUGAGACAGCUACCUAAAGCAGUUACUAGGCUUAAUCAUGCUGAAGAACUACAUCAUGAAAUAUCAUCCAUCGUAUGAACAAGUAAUACCUAUUUGUGUGUUAGAGAAGAAAUAUCCAAUUCAGAAUAUGAUUAAGAGAUCUCGGUAGUGUUCUAUGUUUUGACUUGAAGACUGAUGUCAAUGCAUAGAUCACACAUGCAAAAAGUCGUAAGUAAAUAGCUUUUACGUUUUGUUUGAGAGUUACCAGGGAACAUACAAUAUCUGGAAACAGAAGAGUUGUGCUAUGGAACAUGUUAGUAAAUCAGUAUACUUGUCACAUUGCAGUGAGGAGAACAACAAACUAGUGGCAGCAGCAAUUACAAAUGAAGAAACAAUGUAUUUCUGUGGCAACUUAGGUUCUUAAUAUUGUUAAGGGAAUAUACUUUAUUUAGUCCUUUAGUUUUGAUUGUAGCUAUUUUGGUGUUAAGAAAUGUUGAGAUACACUACUGCAAAGCCAUUCCAUAAGGGGUUGCUCUCAGCGUUCAGCAACACAGGGGUUUCUUAUGAAGUAGAUAACUACCUAGAAAACAACAGAUUAUAAUCAAAUGACUUUUUAGUUCUUCAAGGCUGUGUAAACUGUUUCCAAAAGGUUUCAGCUUUCUUGUUUAUCCAUGCUUGUUCUCUGUGUUGUUCUUGGCAAGGUGCUGCAGAUGAAGCAGGAACUAUUCUGCAUUUUUUUUCUUAUCUGGAUUUUGCUGACAACUGGUCAUCUUAAUUAUACAAUGAAGAUGCAGAUACUCUCAUCCCUAAGUGUGUUAGUAUCCCUGUUGCAGGUGCAGGUCCAGCCCAUGGUUGUGCAGAUGGCAGUAAAUGAUAUCCUGGUCUUACUGCAGGAAGCAGAGUUAGUAAUUUAGGGUUAAAUUCCUGGUUGGUACCUGGAGCAAUGAGAAGAAUUUAUUAAGUUCUUUCCACAUAUAUUUUUAAAGCACUUCAAGUCAGAAGCCUAAAUUGUAUGUAGGUUGGAUGCUUAAAGCAGGAAUGCUGGCUUUCUCUUCAACUUUUUCCCAAUAUAAAAGCUUCUUAUAUUUUAUCUGUUUCCUUUUAAUAUGAAACCCAGCAUUUGAUCCAGUUACAGCAAAAUAAGACUGCUUUUCAAAACUGGGAUACUUCAGUCAGGCGCAGUGACGAUUGUGGGGGAAUGAGGAGGAGUGCACUGGUGACUGAGAGGGAAUGGGAUAGCUGCUUGCAAGUCUGGUCUGGGGAGCAAACUUGGAAGACAAAAGAAGAGAGCGGCCAGAGUUAGCCCAAGAAUGAACGGGUGGCGGGGUAAGCUCAGGCUUUAACUGUGCUGAAGCUUUUAACUGUAACAGCUACGAGGUCCUGAGAUGGCUUUACUUAGACAUAGCGUUGGUGGAAAGGGAACUGCUGUCGGGUCCCUGGAAGAGGACUGUCUGAAGGGAUGCUGCAAGCAGCAGGACUUGUUGUCCCAGGCGGUCCCCUCCAAUCCAGUUUUCCGCUUAGAUAUCUGAAAAUGUCUUUCGAACUUGAAGUUGUACACAGUACGUUUAAGUAUUGAGUACUGGAUAGCUGAUCGAGGAAUCACGAGUCCAGAUCUUUGAAAACAGAUCGUCAUCCCCUGUCCCAGUAAAUGUGUAAUAUUGACCUACCGAAUGUUUAUCUUUUGAUUAAAACAUUUUAAGGUGCUUUAAGUUGAAGAACCAAAAUAUUUUUUAGUUUGAAUGUACAGUGCAAGUGAAAUAAUGUGAGAGGCAAAUGUUUUCCCAAAUGUAAAUGUUUUAAUAUGUACAUAUUUUACUCCUGUUGGAGGCAACUUGGAAUCAGGAAUUUAAAAUGUCACUUGGAAAUAUACAGUUCCAAAUGAAAUUAUGUAUUACUAGUUUGUCUAUUUUAUUAUUUUCUAUGACUAGCUAUUUAUAAAACCUGUGCUUUAUUUAAAAAUGAAACAAAGUACCUAUGCUCAAGGCUUUAAAAAUCACUUUUUGAAUCUUAUUAAUAGCCUUUUGAAAGAGUAGGCACUUGAAAUUUUAUUCAAGAAGAAUGUGAAACUUGUGAAACACAACGGAAGCAAGUAAUUGUAUUUAUUUACAAUGCAAAUAACAGUGUUUAUUUUGUUACUCAAAAUGGAAGUUCCAACCAAAUAUUUCAAAUGUGUAGGUCUUUUUGUUUUGAUUUGAUAUGGAGGAAGGAGAGAGAAAUGAAUGUUAUUAUGGAAAGUUAAUGUUUAGUGCUGUUACAUUUCUUUACAUACAGAAAUGUGCAGUCUCACACUUCCUAUUCUGUUAAGAAUAUGCCUCCAUUAUUAUAAUGGUAACUAUAAACUAUAUAAUAAAGAUGUAACAUCCAAA